AUGCCCUGCGCCGUAUCCCAAGGCUCACCGGCUCUCAGCAUCGCCCUUGCCGGGUCGAGCAAGCGCAUUUUUCAAACCGGCGACACCAUCAUUGGCAAGGUCGUGCGUCGUCAGCACAUUGUCGCCCCCGAAUGCCAAGUUACGCUGCGACUGCUCGGCCGUGCCAAAACAAAAAUCGUCGUCACUCGCAGCAACGGCAACGGUGGCACCAGACACGACACCUACCGAAGCCGCUACCACUUCUUCGGCCCGGAAACCGGACAGAUAAUAUUUGCAGGACCGCUGCAUGUUGCUACCGAAGAAGCGGCUCCGGCCGAGUUCCCCUUUGUCAUAACCAUUCCGGCACAUCCCUCCGAGAACCUCUCGCGCGAGGCCGGGCGGAACAGCUUCCUACCCACCGACCCAGCCUCUAUUGCUGCACAACCAUUGCCGCCCUCGUACGCAUCCUAUCAUCACCACAGAGAAGCUUACGUAGAAUACUGGCUCGAGGCCCAGCUCAAUCCCGGGCCUGGGACGCAUAACAAGUCUGUCAGCCCGGCCCUAUCCACGCAGCCUAUCAUUCUAGGGGCGCCGCCAACACUGGAGCCCGUGGCCAAGAUGGUCAAGACGUCUCCAUCACCAGCGCAUUCAAUUACGUCUUAUAGACUUAUUCCCGGCAUGGAUGAGGUUGAACUUUCAUUCAAGCAAAAGAGCAAGCAAUUUUUCCACACCUCCAGCGUCCCCUCCCUCUCCUACUCGAUACACGUCGGCAUCCCGGUCGUCAUGCAGCUCCAGUCCCGGGAUACGAUCCCGCUCACCCUGCGCCUGUCGCCAAUGGCAAGGGGAACCAGCGACGAUGUGCAAAAAACAACGCAAAAGGCCACCAUUGACUACAUUACGCUGCAGCUCAAAACUAACACCGUCAUUCGCGCGGGUGAGCAUUUUCUUGGGGGUUCACGCGAGACCAGUACGUCUGACGCCCAAGACUUACACUUGGAGAAGGCUCUUAAAGCGCUGCCGACGCCCAUGGUCGUCGACAUUGACCCCGACGGUGAAGCCAUCAAUCUCGGCGCUCUGUUUGACUUGCAUCUUUGCGAAUCAGGUCUAUUCAGUGGCAAUGAGAGGCUGUCAAGCCAGUGGUUUGCACCGCCCAUAACACCCAGCUUUGUUACAUACAACAUGACGGUCAGUCACGCUUUGAAGGUUACCGUCAGCGUCACCGUCUGCGGCAAGGGGCACUCCGACACCUUCAAGUUGGACACGCGAAUAAUGUCGCCGCCUAUCAUGAAUCGGAUUCCCCAGAACAGGCCCAAGCAGGCUAUCCAGCUCGAAGCCGGGCCGGCGCCACCAUCGUUUGCUGAAGCCAUGUGGGAAACAGCCGGGGGUGAGGCCGAGCGCCCGCCCAAUUACAACCAAGAGCCAAAGGCGGUUAGCGAGGCUAUGAGAGAUGUUGAAUCCAAGGUCGCGAUGACACCCAAAUAA
Molecule: messenger RNA, 1461 nt
Organism: Cordyceps fumosorosea ARSEF 2679
Lineage: Eukaryota; Fungi; Ascomycota; Sordariomycetes; Hypocreales; Cordycipitaceae
Exons: 1
Coding region: 1-1461 (486 amino acids)
Source: RefSeq, a predicted model, not a curated record